This is a messenger RNA of Doryrhamphus excisus (bluestripe pipefish), 5025 nucleotides long. It is a transcript of the gene arhgef10la, whose product is annotated as Rho guanine nucleotide exchange factor (GEF) 10-like a. Gene Ontology annotation, molecular function: guanyl-nucleotide exchange factor activity; protein binding. Gene Ontology annotation, biological process: SREBP signaling pathway; positive regulation of stress fiber assembly; actin cytoskeleton organization. Gene Ontology annotation, cellular component: cytosol. Lineage: Eukaryota; Metazoa; Chordata; Actinopteri; Syngnathiformes; Syngnathidae. The record is from RefSeq and is a predicted model, not a curated record.
GAGCGCUCUGUCCAUCUUUUGUGCCGCUGUCUGGGCAACAGCGAGGGUCGUGGAUGGUGGGAGGAGGGACAAAAGCAAACGAAAAGACAGAAAAAUCGAACGGACAGAGCCUGAUGGAAGCGGGAGAAAGGACCGGUGAAAAGGCGGCAGAGAGACACGGCGAGAAGCGUAGCGGGCUAGCAGCUAGCCCGCAGGGCAGCUGAGAAGUUACCAUAAACAGGACUGAAGACCACCCCAUUAGAGGAAGCUUGUAACAAGACAAGAGGACACAGAGGAGCCAUGUCCACCACCACCUCUCAGCAACUGCCAAAGGAGGACGAGGAGCAAGAGGAGGAAGAUGAGGAGCAAGGGGAGGAGUUUGUGUUUGAUGACAGCGAAGACGAGGAGAAGUUACAGGAGGACGGCAAUCGGGUCGUGCAAUCAAACUCCAAACCGGUGUCACAAGCUGUGCAAGAUGUCACACCGCAGGAGGGAUAUCCCCGCAAGGAAGAAUCCAUUUCCACUGAAGAUGUUCCAGUUGGCGAACCAGCCAGUAGGGCCUCUGAAGCAGCCCAGUUCGAUGCCUCAGCUCUGCGUGAGUGGGAGGAGCUUCCAUCACGUUCUGCGGCGGCGGUGGCGGCGACUGAUUUGGGAGACUGCAACACGGAAACUGUGAAGGAAAGCUCAGACGUCCCUGAAGACAACUCCCGAGCCGAAGAUUCCUCAGAGGUAGUCUACGAUGACGUCCCCUGUGAGGAGCCCCUCUCCCCUGAUGAAGAUACGCUCUACGAGGACGUCCAGAGGGACUGCGGACCUCAUGUUGCGGGCAACGGGUGGAGCUCCAGCGAGUUCGAGAGCUAUGACGAGCAAUCGGAUGGCGAGAGCAAAGCGCCAACACGCAGCAAGCUCUCUCCUGAAGUGCGGCGGCUGAGAGAACGCUGCGCCAAGACCAAACGUGAACUGGCCAUGAAGCUGUCUGGGAAGCACAACUAUGAUGUCAAGGUGCAGCAGCUAAUGAAGGCGGCGAGAAGCGGAACCAAGGAUGGGCUGGAAAAGACCAGAAUAGCCGUCAUGCGUAAAGUUUCCUUCCUUCACCGGAAAGACACCAUCGAAGAGGAGGACGACGCUGGGUACCUGGAUGUGGCCAUGUCAGAUGUGAAGCACCCCCCCCCACAGCUGAGCGCCAUGCCGGAGGGGCUGACCAGCCACCAGGUUGUCAGGCGCCAUAUCCUGGGCUCCAUCAUCCAGAGCGAGCGCAGCUAUCUGGACUCCCUUCGGAGGAUCCUGCAGGAAUACCACAGACCGUUGCUGGAGGCCGAUCCUCGCAUCCUGAGUUCGCGGAAGAUCCGGCUCAUUUUCUACAGAAUCCGGGAGAUCACGCAGUGCCACUCCAUGUUUCAGAUUGCACUUGCGUCACGCGUGGCCGAAUGGGACAAUUGUGAGAAAAUCGGGGACUUGUUCGUCGCUUCGUUCUCCAAGUCCAUGGUGCUGGAUGUGUACAGCGACUACGUGAACAACUUCACCAACGCCAUGGCUCUCAUUAAAAAGGCCUGCCUAUCCAAACCCGCCUUUCUGGAAUUCCUAAAGAAGAAGCAGGCAUCCAGCGUGGACCGUAUCACUCUCUACGGCCUGAUGGUGAAGCCCAUUCAGCGAUUUCCACAGUUCAUACUGCUGCUGCAGGACAUGCUCAAAAACACACCUAAGGGCCACGUGGACCGCCUACCCCUGCAGCUCGCCCUUACCGAGCUGGAGACGUUGGCUGAGAAGCUCAACGAGCAGAAACGAGUCGCCGACCAGAUUGCGGAGACUCAGCAGCUCGCUCGCAGCGUCAGCGAUCGUCUGCUCAGUAAGCAACUGAACCUGGAGCAGGGGUCCUUGGUCCAGUGCGAGACUCUUAUCGAGACCGUAUACGGCGAGCGGGGACAAGUGCUCAAAUCCAAGGAACGCAAGGUCUUCCUCUUUGAUGACGUCUUAAUCUGCGCCAACAUAAAUGUCAAGGGGUCACCAGAUAUCAGCAGCCUGGUCCCAGUCGGGCCCAAGUACACCAUGAAGUGGAGCGCCCCCUUGCAGCAGGUGCAGGUAGUGGAAGUGGGUCAGGAGGCCUGCCAGAGCAAAGACGGCGCGUUCCAGCAAAGCGGCGCCAAGCGGCAAAGCGUCACCCACGCCUCAGGUAAAUCCAUUCUGGGUCCUCCGCGGCUCUACCAAGAACUGCAGGAACUACAGCAUGACCUUUGUGUGGUGGAGGAUGUGACUCUGCUGGUGGGAACACUGCAGGGAACAUACCAGAACCUGAACACCACGGUGGCCCAGGACUGGUGUUUGGCUCUGCAGAGGCUUAUUCGUAUCAAAGAGGAGCAGAUCCAGAGUGCCAACAAGUGCCGCUUACGCCUGCAGGUGCCCGGCAGGCCAGACAAGUCUGGUCGUCCGGUCAGUUUCAUGGUCGUGUUCAACACCCCCAAUCCUCUCAGCAAGAUCUCCUGGGUCAACCGUCUGCACUUGGCCAAGAUUGCACAACGGGAGGAAAAUUCGCCAGGCUGGCUCUAUGGCGAGCAUGAGGGGAAGAACAUGGCCCCAUUUUGGUGUCCUCUGCUGGCCUGUCACAUGCCUGUUUUUGCUACCAAGGUCCCUGAAAGAAAGCUUGAAGCCGCCAUCCACAAUCCUGUUCACUGUGCAAUGUUGGGCUUCUCGGCAGCCAGCACCUCCUUACCUCAAGGCUUUCUCUGGGUGGCUGGAGGUGGGGGGGCCUCCCAGGGCCAAAUAGAGAUCUUCUCCCUCAACAGACCUGUACCAAGGGCGGUGAAGAGCCUGCAAGUAAGCUCCGGCAUCCGGUGUCUGGAAUAUGUGCCGGAAUCUUCUUUGACUGCGGAGGCGGAGCCUGGAGAUCACAAAGCCACACAAGGAAGCAGCGCCAACAUCUGCGUGGGAUUAGACGAUGGACGGAUUUUGGUCUACGGCAGCGUGGACACUGCGGCUCAGUGCCUCGUGACCCUCAGCAAUCCAGAAGGUUGUCCUGUCCUGUGCCUGAAACACUCUUCUCUCUUCCUUUUUGCUGGCCUCCGCAACGGAACCAUGAUGGUUUAUGGGAGAAAAGACAGUGAUGAUCUUUGGGACCCCGAGUCCUGCAGAAGUGUGAAGUUGGGUUCAGAGCCGGUGAGGACACUGUUGGUACUAGAUGACUCGGUGUGGGCGAGCUGUGGGAACUCAGUCACGGUGGUUGACGUCGCCAGUCUCAGCACUCAGGCAUUCGAGGUCCACCCUGACCCGAUGGUGAGCGUCACACACGUGGCGUGUGCUGGCGGAGGCGUUUGGAUGGCGUUCUCUGAGGGCUCUUCCAUUCGUCUCUUUCACACCGAGACAUUGGAGCUACUGCAAGAGAUAAACAUCUCUACGCGCUCCACGAUGCUGAACAUGGGCCAAGAGACCAUGCGAGUCACCAGUCUGCUUAUCUGUCAAGGGCUACUGUGGGUUGGUACCUCCCAAGGCAUAAUUAUCACUCUGCCAGUUCCCAAAUUGGAAGGAAUUCCCAAGAUUACAGGAAAGGGAAUGAUCUCCCUAAAUGGCCACUGCGGGCCCGUGGACUUCCUAGCUGCCACCAUCAGCACCUUGUCUCCCGACCUCCUGAAGAGGGACUCGAUGGGGGAUGGACCGGACUCGGCCUGCGGAGGCGAGGAACACAGCGACACGUCUUCUCAGGAGUCCCUGCAGCAGUCAAACGCCCAGCCAGGCGAGGGGCGGGGCAAAGGUCGCGGUGUCCUCCUGCGCUACAAACUACGCUCCACGUCGGGGCUGCCCGGGAGGCCGCUGACAGCACUGGGAGACGAGGCGUCCGAUUCGUCCUUGGAGUCUUUGGAACACAGCGUAGAAGAUGGGUCCAUAUAUGAGCUCAGCGAUGACCCUGAGAUGUGGGUGCGGGGGCGUCCCUCCGAGAAGGACGGGAGGAGCAAGGACAGAGUGGUCUCUGCCGCCAUUAUCUCUGGCGGGAAAGGCUUUCGGAGGCUGAGAGAAGGAGCGCCUGUGGGGGGUGCUCGGACAAGUGGGGAGGCUUUAGAAAACGUUCUUCUGGUGUGGCAGCUCCCACUGACUGUGUAGUUUGGAACGUAAAGAGCAAGGACUUGAGUAUUUAUAAGAACCCAGCUUGACCUCACUUGAGUUCCCACUUGCUUCGAAGCUGUUUGAGGAUGGAAGCUACCACGUUGUCCGUCUCAGGUGGACUGGUAGAAAAAUGGAAGCAUCAUCUCACAGUGUUUCUGCCCCUACUGGCAGCAAAGCAACCAAUAGGAGCACAGCGUCCACACAGCAAAUAUCAUAAGUGCCAAACACAGAGGACAUUCUACAAACAGCUUAAAAAGCACAUUAGCACCCCCUGCAGGCCUGGAGUGGACUCUCCCUUAUGCACUUUGACUUUAACAGACACCAAAUGUUUAUUUCAAUUGUACAGCGUAUGCUCAGCAUCUUCCAGUCAAAGGGGUACUGGGGUCCAACUCGUCCGUUUCGUCUUUCUGCCUCACCUCAUCGUGGCUUUUUUGAACGUGAAGUCCUACGAGAUGGACGUCUUUCAUAUGGUCAGCUUCAGUCUUUCAUAUGGUUAGCUUCACUCCAUUAGCCUCUCAUUCGUCCUGCUCAAUGUGAACGUCUCAUGAUGGACAAUGUGCUGUUGCGUCCGCAGUAGCCCGAAGCUCCGCUUGCACGAUGAAGAACGAUGAAACAAACCGCAUAAACAUUCUUGCACAUUUUUUUUUUAAAUACUAAUGUUUUUAACAUGUCUGAUAGAAAGAUUUUACAUGUUGCGCCAAGUACUUCUUUUUAUCUAAUAAAUAGUAAGAAGAUUAGAGCAAUACUGAAAAGGAAAUACACAACACUAUUAUUAUUAUUUUUGCUCCCAUCUUUCAUGCUGCAGCAUGAUAAUGCACAACCCUGUGUCGCAAGGAUCUGUACACAAUUCCUGGAAACUGAAUACCUCCAAGGUCUUACGUGGCCGGCAUACUCACAGGACACAUCACCUAUUGAGCAGGUCUGGGAUGCCCUGGAUCAGGAUUAUACGGUAUU